GGCGCGGGGACGCAUGGAUUCGCGUCUGUCAGGGCUGCUUGGGGCCGGAGCGGCAGCGGCGCGCCGAGCGGUCAGGUUUCCAAAACCGGAGGUGAAUUUCCCCAGCAUCAGUGACCGAGGCAGCUUUCAAGCUUGGGAUGGAGCUGGCGAGCAGGCAGGAUCCUUAUUUGCAAGUGGUUGUGCACACUGCAAUGUGCUGCAGAGCUGUGACACUCCUGCUGCAGGCUGUGUUCGACCUGCUGAUCCCGGAUCAUGCAGCGGAUGCCUUCUCCCCGCCUCGUCUGCCCGAGCCUGGCACGUACGACCUGCUGCUGGAGCGGCUGCUGGGGGGCCUGGCGCACUGGGAUGCAGAGCACUUCCUCUUCAUUGCAGAGCGGGGUUACCUGUAUGAGCACAACUGCGCCUUCUUCCCGCUUUACCCUCUGAGCUUGCGAGCUGUGGCUGAUGGUGCUCUGUGGCCCCUGCGGCAGCUGCUGCGUUUGCGGAGCCGCCUGCUGCUGUCGGCCGUCCUCCUUAAUUCUCUCUUUUCUGUGCUGGCAGCCGCUGCCCUGUACAAGCUGGGCUGUGCUGUGCUGAGGUGCCGCAGGACAGCCUUCCUCGCUGCCCUUCUCUUUUGUAUCAGCCCUGCCAAUGUGUUCAUGGCGGCUGCUUACUCGGAGAGCAUGUUUGCCUUCCUGGCCUUCAGUGCCAUGUGGCAACUGGAGAAGGGGCAGAGCUGGCUCAGCACGCUGCUCUUCUCCCUUGCCACUGGCGUGCGUGCCAAUGGGCUUGUGAAUGCUGGUUUCUUUCUCUACUCCCGCAGUAAAUCCUUUGCCCUCCAGCUCCAGGUGGGCUCAGGCUCAGUAAGGAAGCUCUCUCUGUUACAGAGGCAGCUCCUCAGUGUGGCAUCUUCCAUGCUUCUGACAUGUGCUGGGAUUUGUCUGCCUUUUGCUUUAUUUCAGUAUUAUGCCUACUUGAGGUUCUGUGGCCCUGGCCUGGAGCUGGCUGUUCCUGAGCCGCUGCAGCAGCUGGCUUUGGACAAAGGCUAUCGCCUGGUGUCCCCCAAUGGGGUUAAACCCCCUUGGUGCUCCCAACGGUUCCCUGUGGUCUAUUCUUAUAUUCAAGAUGUUUACUGGAAUGUGGGCUUUCUGAGGUAUUUUGAGCUCAGACAAGUACCGAAUUUCUUGCUUGCUUUGCCUGUUGCACUUUUGGGCUCAUGGGCCACCUGGACCUUUGUUGUUGCAAACCCGCGGCACUGCCUGACCCUGGGACUAGAGAGAAGAAAGAAGAAACAAGAUGGUAAACCCAGAGCCGGGUUUUGCUGCCCUGCUGUCUUCGUGUAUGUGGUCCAUGCUACAGCCCUGCUGGCGCUGGGGUUCUUCUGCAUGCACGUUCAGGUGCUGACCCGGUUCCUCGGCUCCUCCAGCCCCAUGCUGUACUGGUUCUCCGCCCACCUGCUCCAAGGACACGAGGCCUGGCUCUGGAAGGAGGGGGCCGACGGGCAGAGCGCGGGGCGCGUCCGCGAGAGGUGCGUGCUGUGCGCAGCGCCCGGCUCCUGCGGGAAGGGCCCCGCGGGGGGACACCCCCUGCUCAGGUUGCUGCUGAGCUACCGCUCCAUGACCGCCGUCGGGCGGGGCGUCCUGGGCUACUUCGCGUCCUACUGGCUGCUGGGCCUGGUGCUGCACUGCAACUGCUUGCCUUGGACGUAGCGAGCGGCUGUGGCCGCGGGUUGGGACGGACUGCGGGGGGGCGGGAGAGGGAAUCCGAACGGAACGUUUUCUAAUGAACCGGACGUGGCCCGAGGCUGUCGUGUGCGACGAGGUGCUGCCGCUCGGCGGAGCCGACCGCGCCGACCCACGUCGGGUGCCCGAGCGCUGCCGGCAGUCCCCGCAGCUUGCCCGGACCGCGCUCGCCCCGCUCUCCCGCUGUUUCGGCGCGGCCGGCAGGGGGCGCUGCGGGCUUCUCGUGCGGCGGUGCCUCGGCCCUCCCGCUCCGUCCCGUUUUGUCCCCUUCGUCGGCCGUCUCCCGCCCCCGGCCGUACCCGCCCUCGCAGACGCCGUGGAUGCCCGCGCCUCCCGCCCGCCC
This is a messenger RNA of Gallus gallus (chicken), 2064 nucleotides long. RefSeq names its product phosphatidylinositol glycan anchor biosynthesis class V (gene PIGV). Bases 138 to 1688 code for a protein of 516 amino acids. Gene Ontology annotation, molecular function: GPI mannosyltransferase activity; alpha-1,6-mannosyltransferase activity. Gene Ontology annotation, biological process: GPI anchor biosynthetic process. The record is from RefSeq and is a predicted model, not a curated record. NCBI's taxonomy places the organism in Eukaryota, Metazoa, Chordata, Aves, Galliformes, Phasianidae. The transcript has 4 exons. Gene Ontology annotation, cellular component: endoplasmic reticulum membrane; mannosyltransferase complex.